CCACGGCACACCCACCCUCUAUCCAGAAGCCGAAGGCGACGGGCGGAUGGGUGCCGUGCGCUUUUCCGCCCCCGUACGCCUCAGCAGCCUGCGCGUCAUCCCCGACGGCGUCGAGUGUCCUGGUGGCGUCGGUCACACCUCGCCUGGAGAGUUCACCCUCGAAAUCCUCCUCAACGUUGCUCCCUCAGACCCGGUGAAUGCGCUCGCGCGCACCUCUGCGCGCGUCACUGCCGCCCCGCACGCAUUGGAGUAUGCGCUCGACAUGCCGGAAGGCACUGCGACCCGCCUUGUGGUCCUCCGUGCGCCGGCACGCCGCAUUACGCUGAGUUUGUACGCACACGCGGAUGAGGCGACGCCUAUGCCCACGGCAAGAGCACACUCGCCUAUCGCGGCCUUGAAGCCAUGUCCACUGCGCUUCGCUGCGCCCGACACGCUGCUUGCCUCUCUUUCAUCUCUUGAUGGAGACGGGAAACGUCGCGCGCUCGCAGCACUCGCCCUCCUCGCCCAGCGGGACUGGACACUAGUUGCCGCGCUGGCAUCUCCACACAUUCGGAGUCUUCUCGAAGAGGGAGGCGAGGCCGCAUCUGCAUCAAUUCUCGGCCUUGAUACACCACAUGGAUCCCAACAAUCUCUCGCCGCCCUUCUCGCCCUUCCGUCCAACCCGUGGGGUACAGUCUACCCUUUAACAGAGGCGCCGCUGGCCCGCGUCCUCCGUCUCGCCGAGGCGCAAGCGGCUAGCACGCAUCCUCGGGCAGGAGAAGCUUUGGCAACCACCAUCGGACGUCUCUUCGCUGUUCUAGAGGCACAUCCAUCAGGCCCAGCUGCAGCGCGGCUGACGCGCGCUCUCCCACCCCUCGUCGCGAACGCGGUCACCCGUGGGUCACAAGUAUCUCUGCCAGCCUCUCUGGACGCGCGCGUCGUUCUUCGUGCCCUCUUGCCCGCCACCGCCACCGUGGCAGCGGGUAUGUCGUGCGCACCCGCCGCGCAGGUACUGGCGGCACCCUUCCUCCCACUUCUAUCCAAACAUGACCCCUUGCGGCGGGCGUGGGAGCCAUCAGCUCUCCGCUAUGCGCCCAGCGCCAGCGCCUCCCCAAUGCCUCGCGCAUCCCCACUGCCCACUGUACAUGUCGACCCGCCACAGGAGUCGCAGAUCUCCCCUGCUACAGUGUCGCGCGUCCAGCGCUGCCUGGAUGCACGCUCUGGCUCCAUUCUGCUCUCGCCCACGCCUGCCGAACUGCUGGCUGCCAUUGCACCCGGCUUGCUUGGCGCACUCUCGACGGCGAAAACGCCGCCGCUCGGCAUACCCGCGUCGCGCGCGGCACAUGGGAGCGCUAGCGACUACGCCGGCAAAGUGUACUCGGCGCACGAGUUCCGGCGGGAGCGUGAGAUGGUCUCUGGCCUGGGGGUGGGCGCGUCGAGUGCGGGGCGCAAGGCGAGCCGGCACGUGGAUGACUUUGGGUCGUAGGCGGAGCCUCCAGGCGAGGCAACGACGACCGUCCUACAUAUGUAACAAUACAUGCAGCGUUG
Messenger RNA from Cutaneotrichosporon oleaginosum, 1527 nucleotides. RefSeq lists its product as uncharacterized. The record is from RefSeq and is a predicted model, not a curated record. Lineage: Eukaryota; Fungi; Basidiomycota; Tremellomycetes; Trichosporonales; Trichosporonaceae.